GCAGUCGCGCCGUUGGGUUCCUGUUACACGAUGCGAAUCCAGCACUGGCGCCCCAGUCAUAGGGGAACGGUGGUGGGGGAAGAGUUACGUUUCACGUGACACGUUGGCGCCUUGGUGGUAGGGAUCGAUCGUGGGGUCACGUGACCGUAUGGCGCCGAGGUGGUGGGGAUCGAUCGGGGGGUCACGUGACCGUAUGGCGCCGAAGUGGUGGGGACGCACCUACCACCCCUUCGGUUUGGAGCGAACCGGCAAGACAGGAGGACUGCCGGCAUUCUGACCUGGUAAGUCGCCAGUGUCGGAUCGUGAGAACAGUGUUUGUGAGAGGCUAGGCUCGCUACGCAGGACAUUUAAAUCGACCGUGAGCAGACGUUGGUUCUAAAGAAAACGGUUUCUCCGCGUACACCGGCCGCCAGCUUAUCGCGACAAUUGUGGACAUAACUCGCGAUCGACUCCGGCCGCGACACUAACCGACGAAACACGAACAAGGCCGAAUAAUACGCUUAUUUAUUAGAAUCCUACGUCCCACGAUCCUUCGAACGAUUACUCUUUAUUCAUUCGUUAGUGUGCAGCCGCGGCUCGUUCGUGUGUCUUUUUUUUCUCACUUGGCUCGAGAGACGAAAAGUACGAGAAACGAAAUAGAAAAAAAAAAAGAAAGAAGCGAUACGAGCCGACAAUUACGUCAAACAAGCGAGAAGAGGGAAGUCGAAAGGAAGACAGUGGUGUUGUGCAUGAAGGAAGAAAACCCCGUACCGACGUCUCUGAAUAUUUUUUACACCGUUGCCUUCAUCUCGUGUCGUACAAUAUUGUUUUCGCGUAAACGGCCUUUACGUGAGUGAUAUUUCGGAGUCAUCGUCCGAAACCAAGGUCUCUCUUGUUGGUACAUGUAUCUAUAUACCCGCAAAUACGGUACACACGUGUAUGUAUGUUAUUUAGUGAAGUGUUGAGUGGCCCGGUCGCGCGUCUCUCUUCUCGUGCGGAUUCGUGUGAACUUCUGUCUGUAUCUUUACGAUCGAUUCGUGCAUGCUCUGUCUGGUCGCGGCAGCGAAAAACGGUUUGGCAACGUGGCACGUGAAUAAAGUGACACCACGACGGCGACGGCGACGAUCACGAGGACGGCGGUGAGACGAAGUAACGGAAAUAACGAACGUGAAAGAAACAAAAUACAGCCGAUCUGACGGCGUCCCGUCGGAAUUGGCAGAACCGGUGGAUCGUUCGUUCGCGUUAGUCGAAUAGGAGGCUGUGCGGCCGUGACGUGACGUUAUUCUAGAGGUUAGAAAACGCCACGGGUACCAUGGAUUUGCUUUGCUGCGAAACAACCGAGUCGGAGUGCAGAGCGUACGCCGAUCCAGCUCUACUCGGUGACGACCGUGUCUUGCAAAAUCUGCUGAAAACCGAGGAGAGAUAUGCGCCUAGCAGUUCUUACUUCGAGUGCGUGCAGAGGGACAUCUCGCCGCUCAUGCGCAAGAUCGUCGCGGAGUGGAUGUUGGAGGUAUGCGAGGAACAGAAAUGCCAGGACGAGGUCUUUCCCCUUUCGAUGAACUACGUCGACAGGUUCCUUUCGAUCUGCCCGAUCAGGAAGUCGCAACUGCAGCUGCUAGGAACUGCUUGUCUUCUUCUCGCCUCGAAACUCCGGGAACCAUCGCCACUCACCGCUGAGGUGCUCGUUUUCUACACGGAUAAUUCUAUCACCAUGGAUGACUUGUGGAGGUGGGAACAACUGGUCGUCUCGAAGCUGAAAUGGGAAUUAUCCGCGGUGACACCAGGUGACUUCCUGAUGCAUAUCCUGAGCAGACUGCCCGUGCCAGGUAGCUGGGACCCGGUGAUGGUCAGGAGGCACGCGCAGACCUUCAUCGCCCUCAGCGCCAGAGAGUACAAAUUCUCGAUGUACACGCCUAGCAUGAUCGCGGCGGCGAGCGUCGCGGCGGCCCUUCACGGUCUCGAUUGGACUGGGAAAAGCGGCUACGGGCUGGCCGGCCUCCUCGACGAGCUUACCCGCAUCACGGCUAUCGAACAGGACUAUCUUCAGGGUUGCCUGGAGCAGAUCGAAGAGAUGGUCUCGGAAGCGGUGGGAGCGGAUGGCAGCGGAAACAGCCACCAAGUAUCCGGCAUGUCGAUCUCGACGCCGCAGAAACCUCUGGGGGACGACAUGACCAGCCAGGAGAAGAUCCUGGAACACGAGAAGGCGGGCACUCCGACCGACGUGAGGGACGUCCAUUUUUGAGAGACGCCGCUGAGGGAAACUCUGGCCAGGGUGACUCUCUGCUAAUGGAGACCGAAGAGCCAGCGUUAGCCAGCAGCGACGAGGACGCUGACGGACCUACGGCGAAUAAACGAUUCAAGAAAAACGAAGACGAUACAUCGAAUCGAGCGGACGUUACAGAAGACUCUUGAAAGAGAUAACCGAUUGAAUUGUGCUCGUAAACCGAUUGUUCAUCUUCGUUCGAAUAAAGAAAAUGGUCCCCAGAAGAGAGUUAUCCUGGCGAAGCCCUCACCGGAAUGCGUUCUCGAUUGUCAACGGGAUGUUAUGAACAUUUUUGUUACACCGAUCGGUGAUCAUCGAGUCGGAAGACUCUUAAGCCAAGGGACCCCUAAUGCGAUUAUCUUUUUAGUCUCGAGAUCUACGAAUUGUGUACGUAGUUUUUUAAACCGGGAAGCGAACGACUGCUGAAACUGAUCCGGAACAAUUUUGCUUCCCGCGUGCGAGAAAUCAGUUGUUUUUACACGUGGAACGGUCGGACGGCGUAAACGAGUUAUUUUGUUAUUUAGUUGUUACGCGUUUUUAUUCGAAAGAUGCGGCCGAUCCUCGCGGUCGGUAUCGGUUUUUUUUUGUUCUCUUCAGAGACACGCGUUGUCUCGAAUCACGAUCUUAUAGUUUACACAGACUUCUUUUUGUCAUGUUCGUUUCGAAUAUAGAGAUGCGCGAAGGGAGAGUGCGAAACUUGUUGAAUUUUCUUCGUUCGAGCGUUGAUCGACCCUCUGUUUCUUUGUAAUUAAUUCGAGAUUUCUCGGAGAGAAUUCAAAACUGACAGGGUGAGACCUGAUGAACUCAGGUUAAUUUAACUCUCCGAGCGAUUGCGACGUUAAACAGAGACCAUUGUAAAAGUUAACGUUGAUUCGCUUUGCAAUUGAAAUUACAGAGGGUCGAUGAUUGAUCGGUGAUUUAUUGUAAAAAUGAACAAGUGAAAUUUCGCGAAGAGAUACAAAAAGGAAGUUGGUCAAAAUCUAAGGUCAAACUUAAAAUUAAAAAAAAUUGAAUAGUAUAAAAAAGAAUGAUGGGAUGAAUUGUAAAUGAUUGUAAAUCGUUUCGAAAAUGCGUCUCUUUAAGGAGAACCCUGUGCACGUGAAAAUCGCGAAUGAUUUUCUUUAUUGCACGAAGUUCAGCGACCACGAGAUGAAGAACGAAGAACGAAGAUAUAUCAGCAAGACGGGGAAUUAGCUGAAGAGACCGGAAGGCGGCGUGCUGUUGGGGGAAGGCAAUGCAAUACGCUUUACGCAUCUAUUUCGUAAUAGAAUUAUACACUUAAUUUUUAGCCGGACGACGAACCACACCAGAGAAUGUUAUAACGUGAAUUUAAAAUUAAAAAAAAAAAGAAGGAGAAGAAAAGUGGAAGAGGAACACGCGGAUUAUAACUCCUCUGUGAGACUAAACAAGAUAGGGAUAUAUUAAUGAGAGAAUCGGGAAAGAAAGGGAAGAAAUGCACAUAGUCAUGUCGAGUCACUUAGUGUUUUGUACAUAGGUAUACAUAGGAAGAAAAUGAGUAUAUAUAUACAUAUAUAUAUAUAUGGUACACGAAAUGUGUCUGUGUGUGAGCGUGUGAGUGCGUGUGUGAGGGAGAGACACAUGGUGUAGAGAAGAAAAGUGCGGAUUAAGAUUGGGUAUGAAUUAAGACUAGUUUAUAUUACACGUUCAGACAUUGGAUUGUAUUUUUAUUUCUACUAUUUCCCAAUCAUUCUAUGAUAUUAUUUUUAAUUAGAUAAGUGUGUAGAAAAAUUCCUAAAAAAGUAGACUUUCGUUAUAUUGCUAUGUAGGGGACUGUAGAGGGGGAGAAGAAGUUGAAGCAGGGCUGUAGAAAUGGAAAAUUUAUCAAACUUCCAAGCUCUUAUUUAGAGGAAGAAGAGAGAUAGAAGUAUAUCAUUUUCAUAGAUAAUUAAAAAUUAUAAUAUAAUUGAAAAUCCCUGUGGAAAUCAAAUCACUCACAUGGCAAUAUAACGAGUGUCUACUGUAACACAUAUAAUAAUUUCCUAUGGAAAUUUAAAUGUCACGCAAAUAUUCAUGUAAACCUGUUGAAGGUAAUGGAAUGCAAAGUUCCAUACAAUUUUAUAGAAAACUAUAAGUCCAUGUCUGAACCUAUAAUAUAAAUCUAUCUUUAUUAUUGCGUACACGUAUGCAUGUGUAAUAGAAACGGUGUUUUAGAUCGAUAGAAUGUAGUUCCCUUUUUUGUAUUUACGCUAUGUUAAUUGUUUAUCCAAAUGAGUUAUCCCGAGGGCUGUGGCGCGACCCGUAGCGUACUCCAUUCGGUUCCUAAGAUCGGUUGUGCCAGCCCACAAUGCGCGACUAAACGCGACGUGUGGAUGUGUGGAUGUGUGGGUAUGUGUACGCUCUUGUGUGUCAGUUUUAUCGUCUUGUGAAAACGGGGAUGAAGGAUACUGUAAAGAGUUGGUUUUGAAAUUACCAAUCAAUUGAUACAGUUGAAUAGGAACAUUGUUUUUCCUUUAAAUUCAAUUUUAUUCUUUAAAUAGAAAUCAAUGCUUGUUUCAUAAGAACAGUUUUCGAUCAUUUCUGCUAAAAUAUUUAUUACCGAAACAUGAUUUUACUGUUUAAUUAGUUUCUUUUUUAAUAGUAUUUAUUUCAUCUUUGUAUGAUUAAUAUUUUGAUUGCCAUGGUGGAAUAAUUAUUAACAUAAAAGAAUAAGGUAAACUUUAACCCUUGAACAACAAACUUACAAAGCACAUGUAAAUGUUUAAUUAUUAAACUAAAUAGUUUCAUUUUUAAAAGAGCUGAAAAAAUAUGGAAUACAAAAUUAAAUUUAAAUUGAGGCUCUCUCCAUGGUCCGUCGUCCAAGGGUUAAAUAAUUCUAGGAUUAUACCAAUAAUGCAAAGUACCAAUUUAAAGUAUAUAUUUGAAAAUUAACCAACAAUCUCCUUAAUAAUUACAUUCUUAAUAUGUCUGACUACAUAUUAUGACCUUUUCUACUGUUGCAGUCAAUGUGUUAAACUUCUCUACCAUUUUCAACAUUCAAAAUUAUUUUCAAAGCCUGAAUUUCUUAUUCAAACCUGUUCUUAUUAAAACAAACUUCUAUUUCCAUUUGAACAAAUUUUUCUAAAAUCGGUAUUUAAAGCAAAUUGCAGAAAUUGUACUGUUUGAUCAUCAAACAGUUUGAUAAAAUUUCUGUACCAAAUUGAUCGAUCAAAAAACCUAAUGAACCAAUUAUUUCUUCAAAACCAAUUUUUUACACGGGCUCUUUUUCCCCAAUAUUCGCGGUUGUACAUAUGUAGGUAAGCUAUACGAGGCGUACGAUCAAGAGUAAUCCACGUAGUCCGUGUAAGAUAAUGCGACGAUUAAGGUGGCAGAUAAAGAAAAUCGAGAACCGAGAGAUAAAGAACGUAACAAGGGAGCUUAAUCGCGAAACAAAAGCGGACGUUUUCGAGAAAUAAAAUACAACUUCUUCGGUGCUGUGAUUGAUGUAUCGUUCAGGCGUAUUUCUACUACUUUCAGAGCUCCUUUAAAACAUUUGUAUUUAAAAAAAGAAAAAUCAUUCACGUUCUAAAAUUGCUCUAUUCGCACACAGUUACUCGGGUUUAUUUAUGUUAAUUUUAAUCGCGAAUUACGAUGAGUUUUACGAUGUAAGAGCCGCUCGACGGAGAGUCGAGGACUAAUAGUACAAAGUCGAAAUACAUAACGUAAUUAGGCCAAAGUAGUUUGAAUAAAUAUACGAAUAUAAUUUCGUGAAAAUUAAUUACAUUCGAUGAAUGUUCAAACACUGCCCGAAUAAAAAAAGAAGAAACUCGAAGUUGAGAAAAAUAAUCGGAGUAUGAGGAUCGAAAUAAAAAAAAGUUUCAUCAAAUCUUUAUUCAUCUAAUCCUUUUCGCAAACAGUCUUUGAAAGAAGUUUCUAACCCAAAGUCACAAAAAGUUACGCCAAAAAUCAAACCUCCAGCACCGAGAGAGUUUCCGCCUCCACUGCUAUCGUUCGAUCAGUUUAUACUACUGCAUUUAUAUAAUCGUACCUAUAAAUCCUGACAGUGAAACAUUUAACCGUAUAUCCGUCUGUCUAGAUCGCAAAAUAAUUAUACAGUAGAUUAAUAUGCAUAUAACAAAAAUAUGAAAGGAGACAGUUAUCGAACGACAGAGGUCGAGGCAACGUCCAAGCAUCAUCCAAAAGAAAAUAUAUAUAUUAACUCAAUAGUACUUAAAAAAAAACGUCGAUAGUGCGUGAGAGAGAGAGAGAGAUAGAGAGAGAGUGAAAGAGAGGACGAAAUUCGGAAAACACGUGUUUUGAUCUUUUUUUAGAUUUUUUUGGAAAAAGAUAACCGUGUUUUUCGUCCGAUCGAAACCGCAUUCCGAUUAACAAAUGGGAGAUGUCCCAGUGCCACAAAGCGAACUAGUUUAGUAGCAUACUCUUCAGUAACCAAAUCUUAGUACAACGUAGCAGAUCGAGUAAUAUAAACGUACGAUAAUGCCGGCUGGUACGCGUGGCUGACCAUUCACUUACUUCUACCACUAGCAGUAGUAGUAGCCGUUCUUCAGGAGGUCCUACGUGCACGCACCUGUGUAUUUCUUUUAAUCUUGCAUCGUUUUCUAGACACCCGUGGUGUGAUCAGGCUUCCCUAGAGAAAAUGGGAUUUGAUAGAAGAUAUUUUGAGUUUUUUUUUCCAUGCAAUACUUCCACGGUUAUUGUUGCCAGUUUCUGCUUUAAAGAGAAAUUGAAAAUCUACUUCUUUUGAUUCAUGCUUUUUUAUUUUUUAUUGAUACUUUGAAUGUUGUGGAAGGUUAACGAAGGGUUGGUUGCAAGAACCGGGUAGCUACAUUUUUUAUAGGAAUUGAAAUUCUAUUAUAUGUUUGAGAAACAAUUUUUUAAACAAUUUGUUCUUAUAAAGUUAAUAAAACUGGAGAUGUCUGGUUCUGACAUCCAACCCCUUCAAUUGCACCUGAUAUGAGUUUAAUAUAAUUGAAUAAUUUUUCAAUUUUAACCCUCAAUUGAUAUGUAAAACAACAUUGCAAAGAACAAUUAAUUCUGAUGGAAUAUUUGAACCUUUUCAAUUUAUAUGGUAAAACAAAAUUAAUUAGUUCCGAUGGAAUAUAUUUGGAGUUUUUAAAUUUACAUUAUUCAAAAUAAUUUUUUUCUUAAUUAUUCAAUUAUAUUUCAUUUGUGAUCACCUCAUGCCAUUCAAUGUGUUAAGGGACAAUGAGAAUUUUAAUAGAGAAUUCAAAGAAUUUAUUUGAGAUUUUAUAUAUACUCGUUUGCGUUUUUUUAUUUAGAUUUACGUUUGCACUUCUUUCUUCAUUUUGAAAGAUCUUGAUUCUUUUUCUAUUUAUUUAUUUGAACAGGCAUUUUUGAUACAAGUUUCUUAUCUAUUCAUUUUAUAUUUGUAUCUUUGUUUCAGAGCCUUAUUAAUUAUUCACAGUUGUACAUUUAGAUUCGCUUUUUCAGUCUUCAUUAAUUAAUAGACAUAUUUCGAAAUAGGGUGAACAAAAGAAAACAGACUAUCGAAUUUCUCUAUUUUAAAGAGUGGAAAUGUCAUUUGGUAGAAGGAACUCGAUGGGGAGCCUAGACUUGCAAACCUUGUUCCUAAUCAUUAUUUCGCCUCGGUUUUUAGCUUUAUAAGAGCACCACGAGCUUGCGACACACCCUUGUAAACUUGCGAACAAAAAGAAGUUGUAAUCAACGUCACAGCGAUCCUUUAGUUAUUACAGAACACACGCGUUUUACACACUUUUUUCCCUGUUCGAUGCAAGCAUUCUUGAAUUUUUUCGACACGAAAUUUUAUAUAAAAUCAACCCUGAAAUGAAAUUCGUGUCGAAAGAGUUGAAGUUAAUUCACUGCCAGAAAUUCACACAAAAUGCACCUACGUUUUUUUUUUAAAGCUCGCAUUGAUUUGUUAUUGUUGUUGUUAUUGUACCAGUCGUUUGUUCCCCAGAUUAGUUGGAUGCAAAGCAGCGCAAUAAAAAUACCACUGAUAUACCUCAGGCACCGCGUACACCGCUCGGAAACAGCAUGCGUAGUUUUUAAAGCGAAAAAAAGAAGAAAAAAUAUGAAAGGGUUGAUGAUGAUGAUGAUGAUGAUGAUGAACGAAAAUGAUGGAAGCAACCACACUUAUAUGCGUUACUUUUUAAACCUAGCACGUAAAAUGCAUCAUUUUUAAUCGGUAGAUGCGCGAAACGUUUGUACCGAGGAACGGUACGGCGAAUCUUUGUACAUAUCCCGUGCGUGGUGUGACGCACACUCGAUUGAAAAAUAAAGUAUUGGUAUUUUAUACAGUCA
Molecule: messenger RNA, 8482 nt
Organism: Osmia bicornis bicornis
Lineage: Eukaryota; Metazoa; Arthropoda; Insecta; Hymenoptera; Megachilidae
Gene: CycD
Product: G1/S-specific cyclin-D2
Exons: 5
Coding region: 1292-2221 (309 amino acids)
Biological process (GO): mitotic cell cycle phase transition; regulation of cyclin-dependent protein serine/threonine kinase activity; positive regulation of G1/S transition of mitotic cell cycle
Cellular component (GO): nucleus; cytoplasm; cyclin-dependent protein kinase holoenzyme complex
Molecular function (GO): cyclin-dependent protein serine/threonine kinase regulator activity
Source: RefSeq, a predicted model, not a curated record